AUGAUGGAUCAUAAGGCCAGAAGGGGAGAGAGACCAACCUACAGGAAGCCAUAUCCGGCUUACAUUGAUCAGAUGCCUUUGCCACCCGGUUUUAAAAGUACCUGUUUGUGCCUAAUAAAUCACAGUCAUAAGCUGAUUGAGGGGAAUUCCUUUCGACCCUGGCGCCUACCGUUUCGUCGAACAUUCGCCUUCCUGAAAAUAAAAGGAAAGUUGCAAAGGCAGAAUUCUCUCGGCCUCGCGACCGCGGCGUUGAAGGCCAAGACGAAGGCCGUAAAAGACACGGCGGAAGAAGCUAUGGUUAAAUUGCCACGUGGCCUCAGGAUCACCAACCACCAGACCAGGGCAUUAAAUGCGUUCCCACAGCUAGGGAGGCAGAACCCACGAUCAGGGCGGUGGCCGAGAUUUACCGAGAUUUAUGGGGGUCACACCACCAUGCUUUUCAACCCUAAGCCACCAUACUUCACGAUCCCAAAUGCCGAUUUGACUACCCACUUGCCCCGGUCAGGCUCCACCACGCAGGUCUUAUCAGCCUCGAUUGUCCAUCCAGGACUCCUCCUAUAA
Molecule: messenger RNA, 561 nt
Organism: Prunus armeniaca (apricot)
Lineage: Eukaryota; Viridiplantae; Streptophyta; Magnoliopsida; Rosales; Rosaceae
Source: the annotation of a GenBank genome assembly